GCGCAUGAGGGCGGAAGUGGUUUCCUUCUCAAAGCGCCUUGUGUGGCAGAUGGCGGGCACUGGUAGGCGAGCGGUAUCCCCGUCGGGGUCGGCGGGACCAGGAAGUCCGGGACGGCGGCAAGCGCGGCGGCGGGGGCAGCAGCAGCAGCUGCGAGGGCAGCAGAAGUGCUUGUCCCCACGGCCGGGGCAGCGCGGCAAAGAAAAGAAGAAAGUGAAUUGCAAGCCUAAGAAUCAGGAUGAACAGGAAAUCCCUUUUCGGCUUCGAGAGAUCAUGAAGAGUCGUGAGGAGAUGAAAAAAUCCCUCAGUUUCAAGAAGAGGAAGAAGGAGGCCCAGGUGGCCUUCAGGAACACUCUGGAGAAGGAAGCAAAGGGAGUGGAGCCGGAUAUCAUGGUUCCCAAGUUCAAGCAGGGAAAGAGGGAGUCCGAUGGGGCUUACAUCCAGCGCAUGGAGCAGGAGACCCAGUAUGUGCUGUUCCUCAGCAAGAACCAGACCAGCCGGCAGCCAGAGGUGCAAGCAGCUCCCAAGAAGGAGAAAUCUGAGCGGAAAAAAGCGUUCCAGAAACGGCGACUAGAUAAAGCCCGGCAGAAAAAGGAGGAGAAGGCAGUGGAGAGGCUAGAGCAGGAGCUACUGCGAGACACAGUGAAGUUUGGAGAGGUUGUCCUGCAGCCCCCAGAGCUGACCGCUCAGCCCAGGAGGAGCACAAGCAGAAACCAGCCUGGCAGGAAGUCCCUGAUGCUGAAGAUGCUUUUGAGCUCUGGCUCUGUGUCCCAGCAGUGUCAGGCCACCUCACUGGCCCGGCAGCGGAUUGUGGAGAAGGAGCGGGAGCGGGUUGUGCAGUCCUACCGGGCCCUGAAGAAGCUGGAGCAGCAGGGGGUGCCACCACCACAGCCGCAGGGCCACACUUCCCAGAGGAAGCCUGAGGCUCACCUAUGAUGGAGACUUGGGAGUCUGGUACCCAGGGAAACUGGCCGGUUCAAAGUGCCACGUGCGCCCGCACCCCACGCAGCCAAUGCUUCGGAGGCCAAGGGGUGGGCCCGCAAGUCCACACCCCCGGAGGAGGCAGGGCUGGGGCCUUAAAACAGCGGCGUGGGCAUGGAUCCUGCUGCCACGAAAGUAUUCCCAGAGAUCUCAGCAAAUCCCAAGUCCGCCAGGAGCACGUCAAAGUGCUGGACUCUUGUAUGAUCUUUGUGUGUGUGUGUGAUCUUUUAAUCCCCUUCCCCAAAUUUGCAUUUUCCAGAGUGAAGUUUAUUAAAUUUUUGAUAUUUUUUUUUUGGUACCGGGGAUCGAACUCAAGACCUUGUGCUUGCCAGGAAAGCGCUGGAACCACUGAACUAAAUCCCCAGCCCCAAACUUUUGCUGUUUUUGAAAUCAGAUUGUUAGCCUCUGAAGUGGUUUCCUCUACCUUGUGACACAAACUGGUGGCUCACCCACCUGGGUGGGUGACUGGGAUGGGCGUCGCCACUUUGAGUUCUACCUGGCAGCACUCAGGGCCUCUGGUCAAUUAGAGAAGUGGAAGUUUGGACAACACUUGGCACCUGGGAAGUUUGAAUCAGGAGCCGCUGUCGCUGAUGGUGCAGGUGUCUACAUGCAAGUGCUUCCAUCCAUUCCAGAGGCUGUGACCUGCAUCUGAGGCGUGGGACGGACUACCUCUGUAGCCAACUGUGACUUGGAUUAAGGGACUCUGUUUGCCUCUUCUGCUCCCUGUAAACCUUCCUGUCAUGUGGAUCUUUGCAGGCUCCUGUUCCUGACCCUCUCCGAUGCAUCUGUCCCCGCCCAUCCUGUGCUUGAUACAGCAAGACCAUGCAGUACCUGGUGCUCCUUGCUCAGGGCCUUUUAUUUUUUGAUUAGUAUAUUUUAGUAAUACAGAACAGAUUGAUCUUGGGAAA
Heterocephalus glaber (naked mole-rat) is the source of this 1887-nucleotide messenger RNA. RefSeq names its product coiled-coil domain containing 137 (gene Ccdc137). NCBI's taxonomy places the organism in Eukaryota, Metazoa, Chordata, Mammalia, Rodentia, Bathyergidae. Gene Ontology annotation, cellular component: nucleus. The record is from RefSeq and is a predicted model, not a curated record.